Anolis carolinensis (green anole) is the source of this 2860-nucleotide messenger RNA. RefSeq names its product zinc finger protein OZF. Bases 450 to 2141 code for a protein of 563 amino acids. Gene Ontology annotation, biological process: regulation of DNA-templated transcription. The record is from RefSeq and is a predicted model, not a curated record. The transcript is spliced from 6 exons. NCBI's taxonomy places the organism in Eukaryota, Metazoa, Chordata, Lepidosauria, Squamata, Anolidae.
UUGCCAUGGUGACGGAGCCCCCUUUGGGAUAAUGGAACCGUCCCUUCCCCCUCAUCUUUCUUUCUUUCUUCCUUUCUUUUCCCUCAUUCAUCUUCCUCUCUCUCUUGAGGCCUGGCCUGAUGCUCUUCUGAGGUUUCUUCUCCUUCCUUCAUUCCUUCCCUCUGAAGGUUCAAACCAGUGGUUUUAAUUUGGAUGGUGAAGGGUUUCGUUCCCAUCCGUCAAGCCAUGUAGGAUCCAGGCAGCAGAGGCCGGGAGGCGGCAGUGGCGGCAGAGUGUUGUCGAAGGCCUUCAUAACCGGAAUCACUGGCUUGCUGUGAGUUUUCGGGGCUGUAUGGCCAUGUUCCAGAAGCAUUCUCUCCUUGAUAGGUAAAGGCCCUGUCAGUUCUGCCAGUCCUUCCCAUUUGAAUGUCGUCUCCAGUUUGGAGGCACUCUAGAAGCACAGAACAAUAAUGGAAGAAUCAGCUGUCUCCCAGUUAGAAACAUUGCCUUCUGCUGUUGAGACAGAGAGCAGUAGAGCAAUCUCGGAGGACACUUGGAAGAAAGAUCUGGAAAGCAAUUUAGACAUUCAGAGACAUUUUUUCCGGCGUCUCCGCUAUGAGGAAGCUCUGGGGCCCCGAGAGGUUUGCAGCCGGCUCCACUCCCUUUGCCACCUGUGGCUGAAGCCAGAGCAACACUCCAAGGCGGAGAUGCUGGACCUGGUGAUCCUAGAGCAGUUCCUGGCCGUCCUUCCUCCAGAGAUGAAGCGCUGGGUGAGGGAAUGUGGGGCAGAGACCAGUUCCCAAGCAGUGGCUUUGGCCGAAGGAUUCCUCCUAAGUCGGGCAGAGGAGAGGAAGCGGGAGAAGCCUCAGAUGCAGGACUCUUUUGCAGAUGAGACAAAUGAGGUGGAGAAGAUUCUUUCGGAGACCAUUUGCGUUGUCCAGAUUGGAGAUGGAGACUAUAUCACAGUUGGCUAUGAAUCAUGGCCAAGUGAUAGUAGCACAUCUUUUCAUGAUUCCUUACUAAGAAGAGAUUCUGUGGGACCAGAUCAGGUAACCUUUGAAGAUGUGUCUGUGGAUUUCACGGAGGAGGAGCAGGCCCUGCUAGAUCCAAGCCAAAAAGCUUUGCACCAGCAAAUCAUGGAGGAGAAUUUAGAGAUUGUGUCCUCUCUGGGGGAAGAAGAGCUCACUUGUCAUCAAGAAACAAACACAGAUGAUAAACCAUUUAAAUGCUUGGAAUGUGGAAAGAGCUUCUGUCACAAGAGAUACCUUGUUCGUCAUCAAUCAACUCACACAGGAGAUAAACCAUUCAAAUGUUCAGAGUGUGAAAAGAGUUUCAGUCAGAAGGCAAUUCUUAUUCGUCAUCAGGCAACUCACACAGGGGAGAAACCAUUUAUAUGCUGGGAGUGUGGAAAGAGCUUCAGUCAGAAGUCAAACCUUCAUGUUCAUCAGUCAACACACACAGGAGAGAAACCAUUUAUAUGCUCCGAGUGUGGAAAGAGCUUUUGUCGAAAGACACACCUUGUUCGUCAUCAGUCAACUCACACUGGAGAGAAACCUUUUAUAUGUUCAGAGUGUGGAAAGAGCUUCAGUCGGAAGGCAUGCCUCAUUCUUCAUUAUGGGACACACACAGGAGAGAAAGCAUUCAUAUGCUCAGAGUGUGGAAAGAGCUUCAGUCAGAAGGCACACCUUGUUUUCCAUCAGUCAGCUCACACGGGAGAGAAGCCAUUUAAAUGUACAGAGUGUGGAAAGAGCUUCUGUCGGAAGUCACACUUCAUUCGUCAUCAGUCAACUCACACAGGGGAGAAACCAUUUACAUGCUCAGAGUGUGGAAAGAGCUUCAGUCUGAAGGCAGACCUUGUUCGUCACCAGUCAACUCACACAGGAGAAAAACCAUUUAUAUGCUUGGAAUGUGGAAAGAGAUUCAGUCAGAGAUCACACCUUGUUUUUCAUCAGGGAACUCACACGGGAGAGAAACCAUACAAAUGCUUGGAGUGCGGAAAGAGCUUCAGUCGGAAGGCAGACCUCCUUCUUCAUCAGUCAACUCAUACAGAGCUUCAGUCAGAAAGCACACCUUUUUCAUUAUCAGUCGACUCGCACAAUGAAGAAACCAUUUAUAUGCUUGGAGUUUGGAAAGAGUUUCAAUCAGAAGAUAAACCUUAUUAAUUAUCAAAGUUGUCACUAACCAAUAGAUCAGACAAAAAGUUGUCACACUGUGAAGAAGCCAUUUAAAUGCUUAUAGAGUGGGAGAAAAGGCUAAAUUCCCAUCAAUUAACUCACACAAGUGAGAAAGCACUAAAAUGCUUUAAAUGUGGGGGAUAUUUCAACCUUAAAAAAGAAAUCCUACUCCUCAUCAUCUAAUUCGCACAUGAGAGAAACUGUUUACAGUUGUUUGUUUACAGCUUGGAAAAAGCUUUAGUCUCAAGAAAUACCUCAAGCGUCGUCUUGCACUCAACACACUGAAAUGAUUAGUGUGGAAAUAGCUUCAAUCAGGAGAUUCAUUCUUUUCAUCGAGCAGCUAAUGCAGAGGAACAAUUACUUCAUUCUUUGGAGUGCAGGUAGAGCUGGAGAAACACAAGCUUGCUUGUUUCACAUCAGAGAACUCAGAGAAGGCCUAAAUCUUAUUCAAAAAGACACUGAGAUCAAAAUACUGAACUUUAUUGGAAUUAAUAACUCGAUCUCUCUCUGAAAAUAUUCACAAUUUUUCUUUUAUUAAAUAUCUAAUAAAGAAUAAUAGAAAAUAUGUCAAGAGGUAAAGAAUAUUUUAGUGUUUUAUAUCUGUUCAUCCAUAUUGGUUGCUCUAAAUAUUUCGUGUCAUGAAAUUUUCACCGUUGUUUCUCAAAAUAUGUAAGUCAGAAUAAAUCUAUUUUAUUCUGUGUUUAGAA